Messenger RNA from Elgaria multicarinata webbii, 2931 nucleotides. Its product is annotated as diacylglycerol O-acyltransferase 2-like. The record is from RefSeq and is a predicted model, not a curated record. The transcript is spliced from 8 exons. Lineage: Eukaryota; Metazoa; Chordata; Lepidosauria; Squamata; Anguidae. Bases 108 to 1181 code for a protein of 357 amino acids. Gene Ontology annotation, cellular component: endoplasmic reticulum membrane.
GUGGUCGAAAGCUGAACUGCUGAGUGAGUCCACUGUUUAAGUUAGCCUGCUGAAGCAAAGUCUGAUUGAGAUUGCAAGACAGUGUCCAGGCGCCUGCUGACUGCACCAUGAAAACUAUCAUUGCUGCCUAUUCCCAAAAUCAGAGCGAGAGUCAUGCCAGCAUCCAGGCUGCCCUCUGCACGCUUCUAGCUGUGUCCUGGCCUUCAAAAAGAGAUUUCCAGGCCUGCAUCCAGCUGCUAUCAGUUCUCCAGUGGAUUCUGAGUUUCCUGUUGAUGGGAAUUGCUAGCCUGCUUCUUCUCACCUAUUUGGUUUUCACCAGUUUUUGGCCCAUUUCUGUUUUCUAUGUGGCUUGGCUCAUCUUUGAUUGGGACACACCUGAAAACGUGAUGAUCCACUCCCUUGCGUACUUCCCGUUCCUGUGCCCUGCAGGUGGAAGGAGUUCUUCCUGGGUCCGGAAAUGGUCUAUCUGGAAUCACUACCGAGAUUACUUUCCUAUUCAGCUGGUGAAGACUCACAACCUGCUCCCCAGCCACAACUAUAUUGUUGGGGUCCAUCCCCAUGGGAUCUUAUGCGUUGGUGCUUUCUGCAACUUUGUCACUCGUUCUACUGGCUUCUGUGAAAAGUUCCCUGGCAUCAAACCUUUUCUGGGCACUCUGGCUGGAAACUUCCGAUUACCUGGUAUAAGGGAAUACCUGAUGAGUGGGGGUCUGUGCCCAGUGACUCGGAAGGCAAUAGCACACCUCAUAUCCCAGAACGGCACAGGCAAUGCUGUGGCCAUUGUGGUUGGGGGAGCCGCUGAGUCACUCUCUUGCCAGCCAGGAGUGACCACGUUAAUCCUCAACAAACGCAAAGGGUUUGUCCGGCUAGCACUCCAGCAUGGGGCACACCUGGUUCCUGCUUUCUCUUUUGGAGAGAAUGACCUUUUCCAGCAGGUGCUCUUCAAGGAAGGCACCUGGAUGAGGAACCUUCAAAACAGAUUCCGUAAACUUCUUGGCUUUGCUCCCUGUUUCUUCUAUGGAAGGGGCCUCACCUCCAUCCAUUCCAAAGGCUUCUUGCCUUUUCCUAGACCAGUUACCACUGUCAGUGCCGCCUCUCCCAUUUUCCAGCUGCAAUAUGGGGAAUACGUUGCAAGAAAUUGUGAUAACGGCAGUCAGGCCAUGAAGCUGAAGGAAACCCAAUAGCUAAAGAAUCCUAUUUGUGCUACCUGAGCGGGAUGAAAGAAAUGGGUUGGGUGGGUGGGUUGGUGGUGGUCUGCAUCAGUCAUGUUGCACUUGCUCUACAUGAAGCUUCUUGGACACUUUCAAACACAAAGUGUGCUGCUGCAUCUCAUGAACUGAGAGUGGCCCUCUGCUAGCACAGCCUAUUCAUUUAUUUAAAUUUUAGGCCACUUUUAAGGGUGGUAACAUUUAACUGUCUCCAAUUAAAAUGAGUAGGUAGCAGGUGAUGGGGUGAAUUUAGUUUAGUCCAUAUUUUCAUAUGAACUUAUCGAAUUUGCUCUUCCUGAAUCAGUCUGCAAACUGAGAUGGAGAUAUUCUUCAAUAUUCACACCUCUCAAGAGUUUUGCAAUGCAGUUUACUGAACUAAAAAUGCAUGCAGCAGUGCAUAUAUUAGGGGAAAGUGCACACAAUUAUAUUAAUGGGAAAGGGUACAAAACAUUAAGGAAAACUGCCUACCAAAACUGAGUAUAUUAGAUAAACUUGCUUAUAAAAAUGUGUAUAUACAGAAAAAUGAGCAAAAAUAGUAUUUGAAUUUUUAUGCAGACUUUUUUAAAGUCACAAACUCAUGCAGAAAUGGAACAGAAUGAAUUUAAAUUGAGCAAAUGAGAAAUGGACAGAAUGAAAUUGACAUACACCCCACUUUGCUGGCCAUCGGAGUAGCCAAGUGGCAGCUUAUGCAUUUUUACACCGAUGAAAUUGCCAAUUAGCUAAUAGAGGAUACCCUUUCUCCAGUUAGCAUUAUCUCUGAUUUUAACCAAUUAAUUGAAUAGCCAGACAAAUCACCAAAACUAUUAAUCAGUUUCAUCAAAGCCGGAACUGACAACUGGAGUUUCAAGAUAAACAGCAAAAGAUCAUCAGUAUAAAGGAACAUUUUAAAUUCUAAGCCAGCAUGCACAAAACCACGAAUCCUACUAUUUUAUCUAUAAUAGCACAUGCCAGGGGUUCCAAGCAUAAAUCAAAUAUCAAUUGAGAAAAUGAACAUCUGGUAUCCUGCCCUAGUAGGGAAAAAAGCAGAAAAUAAACCAUUAGUCAUUACUUUAGCUCUCAGGGCAGAGUAUUUUUUUUUUUACCCAUUUCUAAAAUUCUAUUGGAAAACAAAAAAUAGUCAAUGUAGCAAAAAUAAAUUUCCAAUGAAUUUCAUCAAAGGCCAUUUCUGCAUCUAAAGAAAUGAUGGAUACCUGGUCAGUUGGUUCUGAAUUUAAGGCCACAAAAUUCACAACUUAUCUGAGAUUAUCUUCCCUCUGUCUGUUUGUAAUGAAUCCUACAUGGUCUGGUCAAACCAAUGUUGCAAUAACUUGUUGCAAUCUUUCGGAUGGAUAUUUUGAUAUCCACAUCAAUUAAUGAUAUAUGUCGAUAGUUAGCACACUAGGUAUAUGACCCUUCCCAGGCUUAGGAAGCAUAGUAAUAUAAAGAAAGGGAACCCACUUCAAAAAUAGGAGGCACUACCAUUUUGGAACUAAAAGGCUAGAGAGUAUUUUAUACCACUCAUUUGGAAAUCCAUGCAGACCGGUGAUUUCCCAAUGCUCAUAUUUGUAAUUGCAUUCAUAAUUCCCUCCAAUUGUGAAGGAGCCAAAAGGAGUUGUGGAAGAUUAAUAGGGUGUGUGGGGGAGAUUCCUUAUCUUGUUCCAAUAUCUCGCUACCAGUGCUGUAAAGAGCAGUAUAAAACUUUUAAAAUUGUGACUUUCCAUCUAUAGGAGAAGUAUAUACUUUAUCC